Anarrhichthys ocellatus (wolf-eel) is the source of this 2211-nucleotide messenger RNA. RefSeq names its product CD302 molecule (gene cd302). The record is from RefSeq and is a predicted model, not a curated record. NCBI's taxonomy places the organism in Eukaryota, Metazoa, Chordata, Actinopteri, Perciformes, Anarhichadidae. The coding region runs from base 93 to 827 and encodes 244 amino acids. The transcript is spliced from 6 exons.
GGGAUCUCGCUCACGUUGCUGCUGCAGACACCAGAGUGGAGCAACAGUCAGAAAACUAGUUUGGUGCUACACGAUCAUUCGUCUUCGCUGUCAUGGAGUCACUGAAAAGCAAUCACCGCUCCCUGUCAUUAAUAGGCGGUGUCUUCGUGUUGUGUGUUCAGCUGCAGUUGGGUCUGACGGGAGACUGCCCUGCAGAUGGACGCACCUGGGUGCCGUUUGGAGACCGAUGUUACCACUUCGUCCACGGAGAAGAAGACAAAAUUAAAAGCUACACUUUCGAGAGGGCAAAAACCCUCUGCCAAGGAUUUGAGCUUUUGACCAUCCAGAGCGCUGAGGAGAAUGACUGUGUCAUCAAAUAUAGCCCGGAGGUGUGGAAAAACAAUGUCAACAUUUGGCUGGGACUGUAUUAUGACACAAGCAGUGACAGCAUGAAGUGGUUCGGCGAGCAACCAGUGGGAUUCAGUAACUGGGAGGACAGCUCUGCUCCAGCAGACCUCGUGCCCUUGGAUACGUGUGUGGCUCUGCACACAAACACGGGAAAGUGGGAAAAUGUCAGCUGCCUGGAUCAGGCAGAGAAUGGAGUGGUCUGUGAGACAGACCAGAAGGCAGAGGAAGUCAAGCCGAAAUCGAGCGCACUGCUGUCCAGCCUGGUCAUUCUCAGCGUGGUGGCUAUCAUGGGAGUCUCAGCGGUUAUUUGGUUCCUGCACCAGAAACAAAAUCCUGGCUCCACUAUCCUCACAGCAUUUGAGUACCACCCUCCGUUCCGAGUUCUGGACACAGACCGCUCCUGCCUGGUGGAGGCGGAGGAGACUGACAGCGUGCCGUAGGAGAAUUCUAUCUCUCUUCCAGGAGGCACCAGGCCCUCCCCACUGGGUGGGUGUUCACGCAUAAUCCAAGUCCACGUCCACUUUAAAAGAACAGUUAGUGAAGUAGUUUGGGGUUAAUAACGUUAAUGUUAUGAAUAAUGUAGUGUGAUUGUAAGAAAGCUGACACGAGGCAAACUUUUAAUACUAGCGUCUCACUGUGGCACAUAAACCUCUCACUGCGUUUUUGUCAUCUGCACUAACAAAACAUCUGUACAUUUAUUUCAGAUUUGUGCAUCAGCAGCUUGGUCUACAUGUCAAGUGUAACAUCAUUAUUAUCAGGCAACUUUUGGGAUAAUUAUUUCUCUCUUGCAUAUUAAAAGUAACUUGCUUUUGCUCAUUGAAAAAGGGAGGGAUCAAAUAUAGAGCAAAGCUUUCAUUAAUGUUCAGUGAUUUAGUAUUGCAUUGCCACAAACUUGGGGACUAACAAGGGGGAGAUAUAAGAAUGUUCAAUUGAUGCAGCAAAGACUAAGACGACCUCAUGUUUAGUCCCUAGUAUGUAUCAAGCUCCCUAAAAUGCUGGGUUCUACAUUUCACAUAAUGCAACCAAUCUCAUGUUUGCGUUGGAGCCUGACUGCCUGGUAAUGUUCAUGUCUUUCAAACCAGUGGAGUGUCCCCUUUUUAAGCAGUAUUCAAAGAAACAGGAACGCCAAAUGACAGGCUAUUAGGGGCACAUCCAUGUAAAUAGCUCGAUCGCAACAUAAACCCAGCUGCAGUUUGAGACAUUGCCUCGUUUUUCCACCCAUGUAAAUGUUGCCCGUGAGGGAGGUUUGCACAACGCGUAACGCAGAAUAUUUUCCAGGUAAAUAUAUUGUUUUGAAAUGACCAGCCGCCCUGAACCAAUACUGCCAGAGAACGUUGUGGCUAUUUUCCUUGCGUUCUGUCCUGGGCUUUUUUUUUUUUUUUUUUUUAUUGUGACAAGGUGUGAGACCAACCGGAAUAUAGCCAGUAAAGCCAAGUUUAGUCAAAAAUCAUAACACUGAUGAAACUGUCCGCAUUCAUUCCAGGAUAGUUUCUAGGUGGUCAUGAAAAUGAUCUACAAUCACAGUUCUUCUGUCCUCUAUGUACUCUCUUUCUGUGUUUCCUUGCUGCCCCAUUAAAUCCAAUCUUGAUCUUGAUUUUGGUGUUGGAAAUAAUAGAUCCUUCUGUGACACUAAAGACAAUCAAUAUGUGGCUAUGUGAUGGGUAUACUGAAAAAUGAAGCCAAAAGACUUUCUUGUGUAAAAUACCCCUCUUAAUACUGUUGUACACUUUUAACAGCAUGCAUGCUUUUGUGCAAUAUUUGAGAUUAACUGUGCAGGAUCCGAGCCCCUGUGUGUUUUUCCUAAUAAAGUAUGUUUGACUAUAA